GGCGUGCGCUUGUGCGGGCUGUGAGCCUCAGAGGCAGGAGCUGCUCGGGUGUCCAACAGGCUGCGGGCGAGCGAGCUGUGGCGGAGCGCUUCAUAUCCGGCUGCAAGAGCAGCAGCAGCAGCAGCUGAAGAAGAGGGAGGGCAAAAAGAAAAAGCGGAUCGGCGGUGGCAGCACCUUGUCUCUUGGGGCCUCCUGGAGCCUUCUGAGCUUGCAACCCCCGGAGCAGUGCGGGGCGCCUGCGGCUGAUGCGCCUCCCCAGAGCUGGCUCAGCCUCCCCGCAGUGUCGCUUGGCAGGCUUAAGGCGGGCUUGUCAUGACCACCCUCCGCUUGUGGGAUCAGCUGCGAGCCGGCAGCUCCGAGGUGGACUGGUGCGAGGAUAACUACACCAUCGUGCCCACCAUCGCCGAGUUCUACAACACGAUAAGCAACAUCUUAUUUUUUGUUUUGCCACCUAUAUGUAUGUGCUUAUUCCGACAAUAUGCAUCCUGCUUCAACAGUGGAAUAUAUUUAAUAUGGACUCUACUAGUGCUGGUUGGAAUUGGAUCGGUGUACUUCCAUGCUACGCUUAGUUUCCUGGGUCAGAUGCUCGAUGAACUUGCUAUACUCUGGGUUCUGAUGUGUGCUCUGGCCAUGUGGUUUCCCAGAAGAUACCUACCCAAAAUAUUUAGGAAUGACAGAGGCCGAUUUAAAGCAGCCGUAGGGAUCCUUUCUGGAGUCACAACCUGCCUUGCCUUCAUUAAGCCGGCCAUCAAUAACAUCUCGCUGAUGACGCUGGGCAUUCCCUGCACUGUGCUGCUAAUUGCAGAGCUUAAAAGGUGUGAUAAUCUGCGAGUGUUCAAGUUGGGACUCUUUUCUGGUCUUUGGUGGGCAUUGGCACUUUCCUGCUGGAUCAGCGACAAAGUAUUUUGUGAGAUAUGGGCCUCGUUUAACUUCCCCUAUUUGCACUGUGUCUGGCACAUCCUCAUCUGCCUUGCCUCUUACCUGGGCUGUGUCUGCUUUGCCUAUUUCGACGCUGUCUCGGAGAUCCCGGAACAAGGCCCUGUCAUAAAGUUCUGGCCCAGUGAGAGGUGGGCGUUCAUUGGGGUUCCUUAUGUCACCCUCCUCUGUGCUCACAAGAAAUCGCCGCUGAAGAUCACAUGAAGUGUCAUAUGCAGAGAAGAGGCCACGGAACUAUUUAUUAUUGAUUUUCUCUCCCUCUGAAAACACCUGUGCUUCUGUUGAGGGGGAGCAACAAGGACCGUUUUCCGCUUCUGACAUAAGCACAUGCUGCCUGAAGAGGUGUUCAGAACAGGCAGCAAGACCUUUGUGUUGCAGAACCUGGGAACCCAAAUUCCCGUUUUGUUUGGGUGGCUUUGGAGCUUCUACAUUUUAAAUCUGUGUUAGCACUAGGCUGGGUUUUAUAUGGGACUUCUUGAAUUUCUGACAUGGAAUUCUCUGGAUGUUCUACACAGGAAGGGAUAUAAUGAGAAAAGCAGGGCUGGGCCAGCAGUCUUAUGUUGUCACUUCCUCCUCUCUUGACAUGACAUGACAAAACACUUGACAUUGCAUUGGAUCAUUGAGCUCUGAUUUCCCCACCCUUCUCCGAGUUGCUUUCAUCAUCUGCUACUUGCAGCAGAGCAGCUUAAAACGUACUGACAACAUGUCAUGCGCUUCAUUUUCUUUCCUCUGAUAUCGUUUAAAGGAGAUAAAACAAGGCUGCUGUUCUCUGCAGCAGACAUGCAGAUCUGAGAAUGUCUAACUGUGUUUCCUACAGACUCCAAGGGUGAAUUUAAGCUUGCUCUUUCAUUGUGACCAAAAGAUACAAUUGUGAGUUUCAGCUACUAUUGAAGGGUUUUAAUAUUACCUGUUUGUGGUUA
This is a messenger RNA of Heteronotia binoei (common prickly gecko), 1856 nucleotides long. It is a transcript of the gene ACER2, whose product is annotated as alkaline ceramidase 2. Bases 313 to 1140 code for a protein of 275 amino acids. The transcript has 6 exons. Gene Ontology annotation, cellular component: membrane. Lineage: Eukaryota; Metazoa; Chordata; Lepidosauria; Squamata; Gekkonidae. The record is from RefSeq and is a predicted model, not a curated record. Gene Ontology annotation, molecular function: hydrolase activity, acting on carbon-nitrogen (but not peptide) bonds, in linear amides. Gene Ontology annotation, biological process: ceramide metabolic process.